GAGACAGAUAGAGAGAGAGAAAUUGAAGAAAGGAAACCAUGGCGAAUUGGGAUUGGGAAGACACCGAUUGGGAUUGGGAAGACACGGAAGACUCUUCCUGCGGUGAGGAGCAGAAGCAGAUUGACAAGGAGUGGCUCGGUGGUAUCCUAAGGGAAUUUCACAAAAAACCGGUCACGAUAAUCGAGCGUAACGUAAGCCCGGGCUGUAUGAGUAACGAAAGCGCGCUCAGCGCUAUAAUUCGCGUUAAAGUCAAGUACGCUUUGAACGACUCGAACACCACACAAGACCUCUCACUUAUCGUGAAAGAGCUUCCUAAAGAUGCGUUCAGUCGUUUCUUCGUUAUCGAAGGCCAGUUCGAUCUUCGAGAGAUUAAAUUUUACACACAGGUUAUGCCAGAUUUGAAGGAUUUUCAAAAGAAGCAAUUAAUAUCCGAGGAGGACAAUUCGAACGAGGAGAUCCAUUUGUCUGUUCCGGUGUGUUAUCAUGCACAUUACACACCAGCCGACGAAUCGGACGACAACCCAACGACACCAGACUCGAUUCUAGUAUUACACGAUCUACGUGAUUCCGAUUUUCGAAACGUGAAAUUUCGAGAAGGUUUGACGUACGAUCAAACAAAGGUCGCGUUAGAUACAAUUGCACGUAUCCACGCGCAUUCUUUAGCGAUGAAAAUAAUCGACGGACAACCUCUGUCUGAACGUUACCCAUUCCUCUUUCAAACAGCAAAAGCGACAGACUCGUAUCAACAGCUUGUCGAACGUGGCCUACCACAGCUUGCGAAAUUUUUGAAAAGCACACCCGGAUUGGAAACGAUACUCGACGCUCUACUAGUACUACGUCCUAGAACUAAACACAUAAUAUCCGCGCUUCUUGCACCGGAAGGACCAUUGGCGCUAAUUACACACACAGAUUUCUGGUGCAACAAUCUACUUUUUAAGGAAGGACCGUCUGGACUUGAGUGCUGUAUUCUCGAUUGGCAAAUGGUUACCUAUAGUAGACCGACUAACGACAUCGCUUUGUUGCUAGUGAGUUCUUUGCCAACUGAGCUACGCCGAAAGCACUCAGAGACUUUCCUUGAUAUUUAUUGGGACGCGCUAACCAACACGUGCUCACGUCUCGGUGUCGACAUUCCGAAAGAUUUGGGUUACACGAGGGAUGAUUUGAACAAGGACUACAGGCGGUCGCAACUUCUCGCGCUUCUUCUUUGUAUUGGAUCCGUAGACGUUGCCCUGGGCGAUCCCGAGACCGAGCAACGCUUAAUCGACGUUCUAAAAGAUCUUCAUGGCGAGGGUGUACUUACUGACGAGACUGCGAUCGCCGCCAGCGAAAACGACCCUUAG
Habropoda laboriosa is the source of this 1340-nucleotide messenger RNA. RefSeq lists its product as uncharacterized. The coding region runs from base 39 to 1340 and encodes 433 amino acids. The transcript has 3 exons. Lineage: Eukaryota; Metazoa; Arthropoda; Insecta; Hymenoptera; Apidae. The record is from RefSeq and is a predicted model, not a curated record.